CUAGUUUCUCUGCAAAGAUGAAGCUGCUCGUUUACUUAGUCUUGCUGAAGACAGCUCUCCUUGCUUUAACAAAUGUCUUUGCAGCUGUUUUAGACAUUGAGGAGGAUGCUAAAGAAGGAAAAGUUACUGAAACUUGUCCUAUAAAGCUCAAAACUAAUCGGAAAUGUGAUGAAGGAGAGGAUUGCCCGUAUCAGAUAAAUCUGCCUCCGAUGACCAUCCAGUUACCCAAAGAAUUCAGACUGCUUGAGAAGACUCUCAAAGAAGUACAGACCCUUAAAGAAGCAGUAAACAAGCUGAAGAAAUGCUGCCAAGAUUGCAAGCUGCAGGCAGAUGACAACCAAGAAAGAGACAGUAGUAAUGAAUUCCUGCUACCUAAUGCAGAAACUCCAGGAGAAAACAGCAAAAUCCAAGAUAACAGAGUAAAGGAACUGCAAAGCAAAGUUAACAGAAUGUCAACCAGCUUAAAAAAUGCAAAGAGCCAGAUUCAGACACUGCAGGGUCGUUUAGAGAAGAUGAGCCUCAUAAAUAUGAACAAUGUAGAACAUUAUAUUGACAGCAAAGUUGCUAAUUUGACGUUUGUUGUGAACAGCCUUGAUAACAAAUGUUCUUCUAAAUGUCCAGCAAUGCAACCAAGCCCUGUUAUACAAAUAAUGCAGAGAGACUGUGCGGAUCAUUACACAGCAGGCAGAAGGCAUAACGGAAUCUACAGGAUCAGCCCUGACCCCAGAAAUGAUAGCUUUGAAGUUUACUGUGACAUGCAAACCCAGGGAGGCGGCUGGACGGUGCUGCAACGGCGUCAGGAUGGUAGCACUAACUUUAACAGAACCUGGAACGACUACAAACAUGGCUUUGGAAACCUCAGCAGGGAGUUUUGGCUGGGGAACGACAAAAUUCACCUCCUGACAAAAAGCCAGGAAAUGCAAUUGAGAAUUGAACUUGAAGAUUUCAAUGGUAUCAGAGAGUAUGCGAAAUACGAACACUUCUACGUGGCCAAUGAAUAUCUAAAGUAUCGUCUAAGUGUUCAUGGCUAUAGUGGCACAGCAGGAGAUGCCCUUCAUUACAGCAAGCAUUACAACCACGAUCAAAAGUUCUUUACUACUCCAGACAAGGACAACGAUAGGUAUCCUUCAGGAAACUGUGGAGCGUACUACAGCUCUGGCUGGUGGUUUGAUGCGUGCUUGUCUGCCAACCUCAACGGCAAGUACUACCACAAGAAAUACAAAGGUGUUCGCAAUGGCAUUUUCUGGGGUACAUGGCACGGUAUUUCCAAUGAUAUUCCCAGCGGAUAUAGGCAAGCCUUUAAAUCAGUAAAAAUCAUGAUCAGACCCAAAAGUUUUGCGCAGUAAUUCUACACCUUUCUCUUAGCUAGUUUGCGUUUGGAUUGCACUCAAAAUCAUACUUACUCAGUAUUAUACUCAGAAUUCAAGUAUUCAGUUAUGUUUGGCAUAAAAUACUUCUAGACAAAACAGCAUACUUCCACAUAAUUUUUUAGAGAUGGUUUGACCCAUAUAAUGUAUUAAAAACGGAAUAAAUGUUUCUGAAUAGUUAUUGCUAAAACUUAGCACAGGUUAAGUCUUGGUAUCGUUAUGUAAAUAUUCUAAAUGUUGCUUUUGGUGCUUUUACUGACUGUUAUAUACC
Molecule: messenger RNA, 1638 nt
Organism: Nipponia nippon (crested ibis)
Lineage: Eukaryota; Metazoa; Chordata; Aves; Pelecaniformes; Threskiornithidae
Gene: FGL2
Product: fibrinogen like 2
Source: RefSeq, a predicted model, not a curated record